Messenger RNA from Scylla paramamosain (green mud crab), 5267 nucleotides. RefSeq names its product carbohydrate sulfotransferase 11-like. The transcript has 7 exons. The record is from RefSeq and is a predicted model, not a curated record. Lineage: Eukaryota; Metazoa; Arthropoda; Malacostraca; Decapoda; Portunidae. Gene Ontology annotation, biological process: carbohydrate biosynthetic process. The coding region runs from base 645 to 2003 and encodes 452 amino acids. Gene Ontology annotation, cellular component: membrane. Gene Ontology annotation, molecular function: sulfotransferase activity.
UACAGAAGGACGAAAAAAAAAAGGGAUAUAUUUAUAUACUACUUACUCGAUCGAGGUAAAUAGAAAGGCUUGGAUAAAACACUGUGAAGGACUUUUAGCCAGCAGCAUAUGGAAUCUGAAUGUGCCUCUCUAGUUCAAGGCCAACUGGCAACCCCACAGCUCUCCUCCUCCACUCAGUUGUCAGCUAGAGAGAGCAGUAUGUGAGGUGUUACUUUUCGGUCGACGCACGGCGCUAUGUCGUAACACUCAAAUUGUGAUUUUAUAAAAAGAACAUUUAGCUAGUCACGGAAAGGAACUUGCAUAUACAUUGAAGAGUCUCGUGUUCAACUUACCCAUCUCACUCGGAGACAUCAGUUUGUGCCAUGUAUACAAGACUGUUAUUGAAAGGUCUGAUGUUUCUGAUGAUAACAGCGACCUGGAUCAGUUCCUAAAACUCUCCAUCAAUAGAAGUCUCGUCAGGUGAUACAGAACAAAACAGAGCAUAACACUGAUAUACCGACUGUUUACAAUAUGUGACUGUUAGCAAUUUAAUUUACUUAUACUAAUACUAAAAAAAAAAAAAAAAAAAAACUUGGACGUGAUCAUUACUUACUGUCUUGUUCAUCGGUGUUCCUUCGUUGCAUCUUCCUGAAGCUGGCACUAUCAUGGCGUGGAGAUUAACACAGCGGCAGAUCAUCAUGGGUGCUGUCGUGUUUUACAGUUUUCUUGCUCUCACUACCAACAUCCUGGAUACGACGGAAGGAAAGCCUCCUAAUAUAUUCAAACUCCAAAAACUGGUGCUCCGCCCUAAAGAAGAAGUGCAGGUAGUGGAGUAUCAGGAGCGACACGCGCGGCUGAAGCAAGUGUGCACGGCGUGGGGCGCCUACACCACCAAGGCCAAGUUCCUGAAGGCAGCGCAAAAAUCAACCACGGACAAGAUCAAAGAUGACAUACUGAAAGACCGGAAGGAUCUCUCGCAUUCACAGUUAGAGAGACUGUGGCAGCUUAACAAAAGGUCGUCCUUCCACCAGAUCUUCGUGGACAAAAGUCACGAGCUCACCUGGUGCAAGGUCCCCAAGGCGGCCAGCACCAGUUGGCUCAAUGCCUUUCUGCAGCUGGCGGGCGUGGAAGACCAAGAGCUUCAGGACUUCUCGAGGCAUCACCUACUGCUGCGAGACAAGUACCCGAUGAUGCCUGGACCUCAGCUCCGCAGGAUUAUGCCUAUGACCAUGAAAUUUAUGAUUGCACGCCACCCUUUCGAGCGGGUUCUCUCUGCCUACAGGGAUAAGCUGGAAGACUAUGAGCGAGACUUGAAAUUCAGGGGCGGGUAUUACUACUCCAUAUAUGGCAAGAAGAUUGUCAAGGUGUAUCGUAAGUCCAGCAUCAAGGAAAAAGAAAAUUCAGAAAAAGAACACAAGGAACCCACUUUUAGGGAGUUUGUUCAAUACCUCCUCGACACUGAUGUGGAGGAGUAUGACGAGCACUGGCGGCCCAUCUCCUUGCUAUGCACACCCUGUCACAUCAAAUAUGACAUUAUAGCCAAGAUAGAAACACUCAGUCAAGACUCCAACUUCAUCCUGUACCACCGAGGUCUGGCAGACAAGGUGCAGAUCCGAUGGUCUCAUCGCACUGACCAAACAUACAAGACCUCAGAUGUGGCCAAGAAAUAUUAUUCGCAGCUCACACUGACUGAAAUUAAGCAGCUUUACCACAAGUAUUUGAUGGACUUCUUAAUAUUUGAUUAUGAGCUUGAGCCAUAUGAGAUGCUCGUGGAUUCGCCUACUAUGAACAUGACACUGGGCACUGACGAGAAUGGCGAAUAUUAUUAUGAUGAUGAAAAUGAGGAAGAUGAAGAUGAAGAGGAGUACGAGGAGGAGGAAGAAGAAGAGGAGGAGGAGGAAGAGGGAGGAAAUGAGGAAGGGGAAGAAGAGAGAGAAGAUUUGGGUAUGGCAGAAACGGCAAAUAUUUUGACAAAUCUUGGAGAGGAAACAGAGACACUUCUUAAAUUACCAGAUGUGAAAUGAUAGUGAUAUCUGUUGUUAGCAUUAACUUGAUACAUUGCAUUAUCGGUCAGUCUGUGAUGUGGGAGGAUAAAUUUAGAACUGUGGGAGGGAGCAGAGAGGGUAAUUAUUCCCAAUUUCUGUAAGAACGUCUCCUACCAUUUUUAUAUUGUGAUAUUGUCAUAGAAUGGGCCAGUCUUAGAUGAGCUGCUUUUAUGAACACUGAAACUCAUAAGAUGAAUCCCUUAUAAUACACACUGUUAUUCCCACCAUCUUCAUUUCUUUACACGAAGUGUAGCAGAAGGGAUCAGUUAAUUUUGUAGUAUAUAAAAAGAAAAAAAGAAAAAAGUGAAAAUAAAGUCUUGUGCACCAAGAAAUUUCUCAAACUUGACUGUAAUUAAGAAAGAAAUGUCAUCAUUUAAUCAAAGUACAAUGUAUCUGGUACUUCUGCAUGAACCGAGAUCUUCCUGCUCACACUUUGGGUGUUUUGAACUUACUGUUAUUUGUACAACAAAAGGAGAUGCAGUCUACCUGGAUUUAUUACUGCAUAUUUAUAUACUGAAUAGUUUGUGCUUUGUGAUAGACUGGCGAGCAAUCCUUUCAUACUAUGACUAUGAAACCUGAUUUGGGUGUUAGGCGGUGAGACGCAUUCAUUGACCCCCAUCCGGUCAUGGUGAGGCAGGGCCACCGUUAACCUGCCUCCACCAUGUUGGGUGGAACCCAAAUGGCCCAUCCAACUGAAAAUUACACUUAAUACAAUAGUAAACACUAAAGUCCACUGGUAAACUGUCCACGAAAAAGUGUGCAAUUGUUACAUAAUUAAGGAUGGAAGCAAUGUGUUAGCUAUUAAUACUGUACACAGCUAUUUUUUUUCUGCUUUCUCUAGACUGUGACCAGAGGGAAAUUAUUAUGAUGACCAAGUUGUAGAAGACAUAAACAUAUACUGACUAAAUGAUAAAAAAAAAAAAAAAAAAAAGUGGGGGAUGGGGGUUAAGACGCCCCAGCAUAGCGGUCAUAUGGCGCCGAGAGGGAGCGCUUAGUCCACGGAGCCGACUGGCACCGAACCCUUCAGUGACAGGCGAACCAUCAAAGGUGGUGCAGCCGACAACGCUUCAAGCCCCGCCACUGCGACAAGAUGCUGGUCCCUGUCAACAUACAGCUGCAAUACCUACAGACCUACAAAGCUUGGAACUGUGCUAUAAGUAUUUCUAAAAACUUAAUCUGUCAAAUGUAUUAUGCUUUUGAUUUUUAAUGAUAUUUACAUAGUGUUUGGUAGGUCAUAUUUUCUAAGUCACUGUUUAUUAUUUGGGUAUGUAGACAUGGUUUUUGGGGUGCAUCUGAGUGGUUCUUCUCCCAUGUCAACAUGACUUUCUCUGUAAGAGUAUUACAUGCACUCUAAAUCAUAACAUUUGUGUUUGUUAGCGCACUGCCUUAAAUCUUGGUCUCUGUGAGACUCCAUGAUCUUCCCAGUAAGAUAUGAAAUUAAAAUUAUCAGAAAUUUAUGGACUUUUGUGGUUGGGCUUGUGGGCACAACGAAAUUUACAUGUAAACAUAUAACUCCUUAAUAACUAGAUAUUAUAACUAGUACCUAUAUAGUGUGUAUUCUAAAUGUUAAUUUGUUGAGCUCAAGCUUGUGUUGUGGGAGACAGUGCUUGGUAUUAGUCAUUAACAGAUAUAGAGUCUAAUGGUGAUUCAGUAUCUAUAAUAUACAUGUGUUGAUGGGAUCUGUGAUAGGCUGUUUUUCUUAAGAUUCUUAACUGAAUUAUACGAUUACUUCAUAUAUAUUAAAUAUGCAGUAAUGGUAAUUCAGCAUCUGCAAUAGAAAUGUAACAAUGUUUUGUUCAGGAUCUGUGAUAGGCUGUUUUUGUCAAGAUUCCUAGGUGAAUUAUACAAUUUAUAGAUAUUAGAUACACAGUGAUGUGCUGUGCUAGAUUAUGUUGCAUUACCUAUUAAGAGAACCACAUCUUACAUGUGUAAGCUGUGGUAUGUCACUGGUCAGCUGUGGUGAGCAUUCAUUGAAAAAGCAAAACAGAAGGCAUAGUGCAUUAACUUCAGAUAGUUUUCUUACUUUCAUGAGUAAGUUUGACAGCAAUAAAGAAUUUUGAAUACAAGUACUGAAAAUCAAAAUGAUUGAUAGACAGUAUAAGUUUUAAAAUGAAAAAAAUUGAUGGAGAAAGAGUUUGGGUUGAAAAGUUUAGGGAUAAAGGAAUGAGGGGAAUAUAAACUAUGUGACAUUUGUUGAAUGAUGAACUAGGAGGAAAUAAAAGAUGUAAAUACAUACUGAAUAGAUUUUCAAGACCUUCAAACUUGCACAAUAAAGUAUGAAUUAUCUGAAAAAGAUGAAUGGAUACGCAUAAUGGAUGGAAACAUUUAAGGAAACAGUAAAGAAAAAUUAGAUAUGCAUCCAAGAAAAUGUUGAAAAGAAAUGUACCUGACCAACUGAGAAUAUACAGAGUGAAGCACAUGAUAGAAGUCAAAGAUGAGGACUUUGGAAAAUAACUAAAUGAAGUAUGAAGAAGAUAAAAUGUAAUACUGGAAGAAGUUAAAAAUGACAGAGAACAGGGAACAAAUCAUAGUAGGGAAGUGAAUGAGGAAAAAGUUGUAGGUAGUGUGAUGUUAAGAAACUGAAAGGUAUGGAGGAAAUAUGGAUGAAAUGUUGUAAAAAUUUAAUACAUGCUAGAAGUGAAGGUAAGAAUAUUGUGACAUGUAUAUGACAAGUGGUGAUAGUAGGAUGCAUUACUAAGAAAAUAAAAAAAAAGGAAGGAAGUGAUUGGAAAUUGGAAUAAUAGUAAGAUAUGAAUAGAAUCCCAACCAAAAUACUAAAAUAUAGUAAAUUGAUACAAAAUGGAUCCACAAGCAAUGAGAGACAGCUUUGGGAGAAGAGAGGGUACCAGAAGACUGGACAAAAGCUAUCAUUAUCCCUAUCCACAACAGGAAAGGUAGUAGAAGUUAAUAUGGAAAUUAUAGAGAUAUGUCUGUCAAGUGGAAGUGGAAGAAUUAUUUUUAACUUCUUGGUUAAUGGUGAAGAUUUGCAGCCAGCUAUUAUUUGCUUAUGUUUUGUCAACCUUAUCACAUUGAUUCAUUGUCAUUAUGUCAAUGACAAACUCUGAGCAACAACAAUGCCACAUCCUAGUAGCAGUAUUAAUAAAAGUUGGUGGUGUUAUUGUCUGAAGAAAUAUAUACUGAUGAAAAAAUUGUGACAAACAUAAUAAAAGUCAAAAUAGGUAAGUAUAUCUUAUUUGUAUAAACAAGAAUCAACUUUAAAAAUAAAAUUUUGUGUUCAUAAAA